Messenger RNA from Adineta ricciae, 1599 nucleotides. NCBI's taxonomy places the organism in Eukaryota, Metazoa, Rotifera, Eurotatoria, Adinetida, Adinetidae. The record is from the annotation of a GenBank genome assembly.
AUGUCCAGAACUAUACUUAGUUUCCUCAUCAUUCUAUCGACUAUUCAAUUAUCGAUUGAACAUCGAUCGAAGACAGCUUUUUUUAUCUCCAUUCCCUUUAUCGGUCAUAUGAAUCCUUUGUUACGUCAAGCAAUAGAAUUGUAUCAUCGUCAUACUAGCGAGUAUAACAUCUACAUCGUCAGUUGUUCAAAUAUCAAGACACACGUCGAAAUGUACUGUUUGAACACAACAAUCAAGUUUCUCGAUCUUGGUUCAUGUUAUAAUGACACCGAACUAGCUCGAAACUUGGAAGCGAUCGCAUCACAAACGAAUAUACUGGUAGGUGCAAUGCAAAUGUUCGGAAGUGCUAUCACAGACUAUUAUCUACAUAUGUACGAUCAAAUGUUGCGUGUACUUCAGCCAGAAAUGUUCGAUCAUCAAGAAACAAGUAUAGUAAUUACCGAUCGUCUAACGUAUGCCGGUGCAAGUAUUGCUGAUCAUUUUCAAAUACCAUAUAUUGUGAACGUAGCGGGUUUACUUCCUUAUCUUGGUUGGCACGAUAUUUUACCAAGUGAUUAUAAUCCGUGGAUUCUCAGUAACCAACCUCCGAGCAUACAUUCACUUGGUAUCAAUCUAUUAGCACGCACAGUUUUUCCCAUCCUACGUUAUUUUCUGCUUAUUCAAAUGUAUUUUCAGUUCGAUCGACCGUUUAAUUAUAUUCGACAAGAAAGAUUCGAUUUCAAUCAUUCGAGUCACUUAUGGUCUUAUUUCAAUUCUCAUUUAUUUCUAGUAAACAAUGCGUUCGGACUUGAGUACGCUCAACACAUACCACCCAAUGUACAAUUUACUGGCCCGAUGCUUUCGAUGAAACUUUCUUUUAAUGAUUACAUAGAACAACUAUCGCAUGAGGAUCGACAGUGGAUUGAAUCUGACACGCGACCUAUCAUUUAUGUGAACUUUGGGACAGCCAUUCCACUUUCAAAAGAACAAGUGAAAAAAUUAUCACUUGCUUUGCAAUCAUUGAGUGAAUAUCGUGUUCUUUGGAAAGUAGACCAUCCGGACAUUUCGCAAACCUCAUCAUCGACAUUUCGAAUAGUCAAAUGGUUUUCAUCUAGUUUAGGUCAUUUAGCACAUCCAGACGUUCAGUUAUUCAUUUCUCAUUGUGGGAUCAACAGUGCUUAUGAAAGUGUUUGGUUAGGAACUGCGAUUCUAUGUAUACCACGACUUGCUGAUCAACUAGACAUGGCACAACGUUUAGAAGAUGCUGGCGUUGGAAAAUGGUUAAAUCAGGAUAAGUUUACACCUGAACAAUUAAAGCAAACCGUCGAGCUGAUGUUCACAUCUGGAGAAAUGGUGUCGCGAAAGAGAAAUAUCAAACGAAUUCAAGCAAUAAUGAAAUUACAUGGUGGAGUUGAACGUGCAGUUGACUUAAUCGAAAUGACUGCUGAAUACGGAAUCAAAUCAUUCGUACCAGUAAACAAUUCCUACCCAUGGUACGCCUAUUAUAAUUUAGAUGUUUAUACCAUAUGGUUGUUUACCUUGAUUCUUUUGAAGAAGUUAAUCCAUUACUUGUUUUUUUGUAAUCGACGUACAGCUAAAUCGAAAGAAAAAACAAAUUAA